UUCAGCCAAACAGAUAAGGAACGUACAGCUCCAAAAAUGAGUUGCUCAUGGAGCAUCCUAUCUUUGCCUCCUCCCUUCUUCUCUUCCCCACACAGACGUGCUUCAUCUCGCACCGUUGAUUCCAAAUGGAUCCAAUCAUCCAAAUGCUACAAAACGUCCAAGGCGUCCAUCAAAGCCAUGAUCAAAAGGCCCUUUAACAACUAUAUACCGCUAGAAAAGCCCAGUUUAGUACUUCAACUUGGAUUACUCUUAGCUUCAGUGGAGCUACCGGCAUUUGCGGUGACCGGCGUCAACGACGAAGAAGAUUUGAUAUCAACAUUGAUACAACUUGGAAUUGUUGCAUUUUGGUAUUUCCUUAUCAUGCCGCCGGUGAUCAUGAACUGGCUUAGAUUGAGAUGGUACAAAAGGAAGCUGUUGGAGAUGUAUCUGCAGUUCAUGUGUGUGUUCAUGUUCUUCCCUGGCUUGCUGUUGUGGGCCCCAUUUCUCAACUUCAGGCGAUUUCCACGAGACCCCAACAUGAAGUAUCCUUGGUCUACGCCUCAGGACCCUUCAAUAAAUGACCCCAAGUCCUUGUGAUGAAUCUGUGUAUAUUGUUUAUAGGGGGCACACCAUAACGAUGUUAUUACAUAUAAUCAGAGCCGUUCAUAAGCUCAUUAUAUUCGGCCGAAAAUCAUUUCACGUUUUGUAUUGUUGUAUGGAUUGGUACUCGAGCCAGAGAUAUGUAAAGUAUCCUUUUGCCUUGUGUUUGUA
This is a messenger RNA of Magnolia sinica, 750 nucleotides long. Its product is annotated as NAD(P)H-quinone oxidoreductase subunit L, chloroplastic. The transcript has 5 exons. The record is from RefSeq and is a predicted model, not a curated record. The coding region runs from base 37 to 576 and encodes 179 amino acids. Gene Ontology annotation, molecular function: oxidoreductase activity, acting on NAD(P)H, quinone or similar compound as acceptor. Lineage: Eukaryota; Viridiplantae; Streptophyta; Magnoliopsida; Magnoliales; Magnoliaceae.